Coregonus clupeaformis (lake whitefish) is the source of this 7568-nucleotide messenger RNA. Its product is annotated as protein TASOR. NCBI's taxonomy places the organism in Eukaryota, Metazoa, Chordata, Actinopteri, Salmoniformes, Salmonidae. The transcript has 23 exons. Gene Ontology annotation, cellular component: heterochromatin; nucleoplasm. Gene Ontology annotation, biological process: protein localization to heterochromatin; negative regulation of gene expression, epigenetic. The coding region runs from base 165 to 7202 and encodes 2345 amino acids. The record is from RefSeq and is a predicted model, not a curated record. Gene Ontology annotation, molecular function: chromatin binding.
GGGAACAAGGCAGUCCUUGCGUCGAAUACGUCAGUGAAGCAGCAUGGCGGAGAUGUGGUUGGAGUGUCUGCGCUCUGAAUGUGUGUGGGGAAAAAAUUAUCUGCCGAUUUAAAAAGAAAGAUAAGUGUUGAUUGCAUUUGGUGUCAAAUAAGUGUUUAUCUACGAUGGAGAGCCACAGCGGUGGCAACGUCCCUGCAUCGAAAUACAGCUCAGUGAAAUAUUACAUCCCACCCGAGAGUAACGUUACACCAAGUCAAGAUGGCGAGCAUUCUGGUACCGAGCAAGCUGGUGGUACCGAGACAAGACCGAGAACUGGAGUAUCUUCUACGCAAUAUAUUCCAAAAGCGGGGGACCGCUUGAACUUUCAAAUACCGAGAAAGAACAAAGAAAAGAGAGCCUUGUUCCAGUAUGUGUCGUCAGAGUCCCGGGAGUUUGAAGACAUCUUGACUGUCCUGUCUUCCAACUACAGAGAAGCCAGCUCCAACGGGAUGUUCAUGUACACCAAGCCAAGACUGGUCCACAGUGAACUGCUGGAGAAGGAUUUUGUAGAGAAAAGGAGGGAGCUGAAGCUGGAUGGGAGGACAGAGAAGGAGCUGGAGGAGACCCACUGUUUCCUGAUGGCUGACGCCACCAAGCUGCCAUGGAUCUGUGAGAAGGGCCUGCUUGUGGGGCACAGCUGGAUCACAGCUCUGGGGAACCCUGCCAAGGGUGUUUAUCUGUCUAAAAACUCAGACUUACUGCAGAUCAAUCCCUUUAACCCUGGAGUCAUGGGAGAGAUCAUCAUAUUCAAGGUCAUCAGGGGUAAAGUGAAGAGCAUCUAUGAGAACAUGUCAAAGAACCUUCUGGACCCCACGCCCAAGUUUGACAGCCAUUUCUCCAAGAACGCCAGCAAAGUGACAUCUCUCACCUCCUAUAGAGCAUACGAGCUUACUCAGCAAUACUUCUAUGAGUAUGACUUUGAUGAGCUGAAGUCUCGUCCGAGGCAUGUGUGUCCCUAUGCAGUGGUCUCUUUCCAGUUCAAAGGCAAAGAUGCUCCUCUUCAAGCCAAGCCCAUGGCUCCCCUAAGGUCAAACAGCCAAACGUCUGAAGGAAGUACAGGCAGGAGUAAAUACACAGUGUGGAGUGGAGAGCUGGUGAAUGAGGGUAGGGCCGUGUCCCACGUCUCCUUCUGUUCCUUCUCGCCCCCCUUCCUGCCUUUCAAACUGCCUGAGAAGCUGGAUCUGGGUCUAGUGAUGUGUAUCGACCAGGUGAAUCAGAUGAUCCCCUCAGCUCUGUUCUCCUGGAACCUGUACGCAGGCAGCCACGAAGUGUUGAAGAAUGGAAUCUACUGCAGCCUGCUGGAGGUGGUGAAUAAGAGCAAGUCGGGAGACCGUCUGGCAGCACUACUACAAGGCCUGGAGACACAGAGACUGGUGCUUGUCCACGCAUUGGCUGACAAAGGAUUCCUCUUCCUCCUGUCUUCAGUUCAGAUGGCUGCUCCGGCUGAAAGAAGAGACGGGUGGAAAAGAGGCCUUCAAGCGCUCUUCGUUUUUCAAGAGUCGAGGGAUGUGACAAAAUACAGUACAAAUUCUCCAGCUACCCAGGAGCCUUUGCAGUCGUCAUCCUCCCCUGACACUGUGAUGCCCCAGCUGAACAGCUUUGUCCCGGCCCUGCAUCACGCCCUGGUCAAGGUGCGCUCCAACCCGCCCGCUGACCUCUCGGCCGGGGUCGAGCACCAGGCCAGGGACUAUCUAAGUGGACUUCACGAUGGAAAGCUCCGCCACGUUCCCAUGACGGAGUACGACGCCAAGCUGGAUGACCGGGGGAAGCUCUUCCCGGCUCCAAAACACCAUAAGCUCAACAUGGAGGGCUACCUGCGCUCCUACGUCUACAGCCCUAACCUUUUCACCAUGCCCGUGGUCCGAGCCAAGGAGAUCAUGGAGAGUUACUGCGUCGUGCUUGAUGACAACAGCCCUGUGACUGACUGGGAGGGUGGCAGUAGGGCCAGCGGGAACAAGCCAGUGGUAGGGUCGGAGGUCGAGCCUAAUGGUGCCACUGCUGCCCAGCCCCCUGCGGUCCAGGUCAACCUCUCUCCUUUUCAGUCUCCUACUGACUCCAACCCUCAGAAGGUGAAGGAGCUGAUCAACCUGAUCCUGAAGUGUCGGAAGAACGCAGAGGGUGAUGUGAGGAAGAGAGGGGAGGCGCAGGGAGGAGCGAAGGAGGGGGCAGGGCCGUUGGACCCCCGUGGGCUGAAGAGGAAGCUGGAGAGGGAGACUGCAGAGAGGACUCUGAAGUACCUGAAAAGGGCCUCACAGGAGAGGGGUGGAGUGGACAGCAGACCAGCUGAAGGGGGCCAGAGCCAGUCCUGUCUGUCCUCUCUGAUGCUCCACAGUGUGGGUCUGAGAGACGUGGACCUAAGGAGAGACGGAUCAGAGGCUGCUGUCAAGUUACUGAAAAUGUUAACCAGCCUGAAGAAUGCUGCAGGUCAACAUCCACAGGGUUCUGAGGGGAGGGGAGGAGGGUCAAGAGAAGGGACGGAGCAAACUGAAGCUCUGCUGUUUGAUAGGAUGAUCAAGCUGGGUCUGCCGCCCAAUCAGGACAUUGACCUAAGGAAACGACCUUCUGGGGGCCUGCAGGACAAGUCUGAGUACUUAGAGGAGCAGGCAGCAGGCAGCGUGAGCAGUCUGGAGGGCUUCAGCCCCAGUUCCAACGGUGAAAUGCCCAGGAGAUCGCACUCACAAUAUCAGGGGGAGGAGCAGAUUCCAUGGGUCCUCAUCCCCAUCACAGGGUUGAAGUCAAAGAAGUACUGCCAGAGAGAGAAGGACAACCCUCAGGACCCACGCUUCGUACCCCAGAUCCCCAUGGCAACCAGCAGCUACCCCCCCUGUGUUCCGGAGCGAAGGGAAAGAAACUUCACCCCUACGCUAGAGGAGCCCCCAGAGCCUAGCCCCAGUCCUCCCCUAGAGGAGCCCCCAGAGCCUAGCCCCAGUCCUCCCCUAGAGGAGCCAGAAGAGCACAGCCCCGUCCCCAGUCCCUACCCCAGUCCCUACCCCAGUCCCUACCCCAGUCCUUACCCCAGUCCCAUAGAGGAUGAUGAGCAAUUAGCUGAAACCCCCUGUGACCCCACAGAAAUAACCAACAACGAAAAGACAACCACAGACAAGACAAACCAGAGCCUCCUUCAGAUCCCUGUUACUCCAGAGAGCACCAGCCUUCCAGAGAAAAGCAGCUACCCAUCCCCCUCCCCUGAGCCAGGGCCAGCUGAAGAACCAACCCAUACUAACCCUAGCCCCGUGGAGGCUGGCCAGGAACAAGCUGAAGGCAGCACAGGAAAAUAUAUACCAACUGUUGUGGCAUUUGAAGACCGAAGAACAAUGGAGGUUGAACAGGAAGAGGAGGUUGUUGAAGAGAGAGAGGAGGAGGAACAGGUGACUGAGGAAGUAGAGGAGGAGGAAGAUGUGAUGGAAGUGGUAGAUGAGGAGGAACAGGUGACAGAGGAUGUGAAAGAGAAAGAUGAUGUGGAGGAGGAGAACGUGGUGAUGGAAGUGGAGGAGCAGCUGGAGGAAGGGGAAUUGGUGGAGGACGAGAACAAACAUGUGGAAGAGGAGGUGGAGACAGAGUCUAAACAGACAGAGCAGGUGUCACCCAGACCACCCUCCCCCAUUCCUCCUGUCCAUAAUCGCCAACCCAUCCAGAAUCCUCCUCUUGUCCAGAAUCCUCCUCUUGUCCAGAAUCCUCCUCUUGUCCAGAAUCCUCCUCUUGUCCAGAAUCCUCCUCUUGUCCAGAAUCCUCCUCCUGUCCAGAAUCCUCCUCCCGUCCAGAAUCCUCCUCCCGUCCAGAAUCCUCCUGUCCAGAGGCCCGUUCUGACCGGAGUGGAAGGUAUCCUGGACCAGCAGUUCAGUGACUUCUCCACAGAGAUGCAGAUCCUCCUGCUCAGAGAGAGCGUCCACUACAACUCACCGCUCCUCCAUACCCAGAAUGCUCCACAGCAGCUCCUGGUGCCUCUGCUCCUGCACUUCUCAGAGUACGUCUCCUUCUACAACUCCUCCCCUCCCAUGCAGGCCUACGUCUCCUCGCUCCGAGACCGCAUGGGCACCAUCAUAGACACACAGGAGCAAUGGAUUCCCAGCACGUUAGCCACCCACCCUGCCCUGGUCUCAUCUAACACUAACCACGUUAGCCACCCACCCAUCUUAGCCACCCACCCUGCCCUGGUCUCAUCUAACACUAACCACCACCACGUUGACCACGCUCCUCCUACCACUACAUACAACUGGAACCCUUCUCUCUGUGGCACUAAGUCUCCGUCUGUCCCCAGCCACCGCCUCUCUCCUGCUCCUGGCCUUAGCCUUGCUGUGUCUCAGUCUGUCCCAAGUCGUCACUCUCCUACGCUGUUUGCCCCUGGUCUUGAUAGCUCAAACUCUUACAGUUCUCUACCUGUGUCUCAGUUUCACUCAGCUGAAUCUCAUUUUAAUAGUAAUAAUAAUAAUAAUAGUGCAACGAUUCCCUCUUCAUUGUUUCCCGGCACGGCCUGUCCUCCUACUCUCUACAACAACCCACCCCAGACACAGACGGGCCUACCUCAACUCAGCUCCAGUCUAGCGCCACUGCCCCUCCAACCACUGGACAGCCAAUGGACAACCACAACACAGAACCCUGGCUCAGACGGGAGACUGGGAACCUGCAAACCAAGUGAUAUGUCAAAAGUAAAUAAGUGGACAACCACAACACAGAACCCUGGCUCAGACGGGAGACUGGGAACCUGCAAACCAAGUGAUAUGUCAAAAGCAAAUAAGUGGACAACCACAACACAGAACCCUGACUCAGACGGGAGACUGGGAACCUGCAAACCAAGUGAUAUGUCAAAAGCAAAUAAGUGGACAAACACAACACAGAACCCUGACUUGGAUGUCCGAGGGCUACGAGCAAAGUGCAAGCCGCAAACAAGUGCCAUGUUUGAAUCAAAAGACGAUGUCAUAAUGGUGGAUCAGCCGGUUUCAGCAGCCACUGUGGAGGCUCCCCCUCCUCGCACUCAGAUGAUUGACAGUUUGUCAGGGGUGGGAGGACCAGUGGUAGAGCCUGGGCCAGGUCCCGCCCCCCCUUUAGCCAUCAGUAGUCUGAUCAGCCAGCUGAAGCCGGAGUUGUUCAGUAACCUGGUGGAGAUUAUAAAGGAUGUCCAGAAGAACUCUGUCCAGUUCUACAUCCACACACAGGAGGGGGAGAGGGAGGUCUCCCACCACAUCAAGGAGUACCUGCAGAGGUUGGGGAACGUGGAACGCAGUCCUGUGAGUUUCCUGGAGAGAGAGAACCGGAUGGACAAACUAAUGGUUCUCAUCCAGAACAAGGACAUUGCAGCGCACAUUCAUAAGAUCCCGGCGCUGGUGCAGCUGAAGAGGCAGCCGUCGGUGAUCUUUGCUGGAGUAGACAGUCUGGACGAUGUGAAGAACCACACCUACAACGAGCUGUUUGUUUCCGGAGGAUUCGUCGUCUCAGACGAGUUUGUCCUCAACCCCGAAUACAUCACUCACGAGCGUCUGCGGGUGAUUCUGAUGUUCCUGGACCAACAGAACUCAGCGGAGAGCCUGUGGAGGUGGAGGGUCCACUGGAAGACCCAGAAGAAACUGAAGGAACAAUCCAGGUUUAAAAGUGAAGCCAGGAAGAUCUUGAACCUGCUGACCACGUACCAAAAGAAGAACAUUGUGGAGUUCCUGCCGUACCAUGAGUGUGAUGCUCCGUCUCGCCCCGCCCCCGACCUGGACUGUCUCCUCAAGCUGCAGGCACAGCACAUUCAGCAACGACACAUCAUCUUCCUCACAGAGAGCCACUACGAGAUGUUCCCCCACUACUCCAGCACUGGCAUCGUCAUCGCCAACAUCAACGACAUCAUGCACAACUUCGGUGGCCUAGUUGGUUUCCAUGACAUCAGAGACAAGCGGUCUACCUCAGAGGACCUCAUAGCUGCAGCUACCACAGUCCGAGAGGAAAAGCGUGUGCUGGAGGAACCCAUCCUCCUGGACUCCCCCUCCUCCCCAGAUCGCCUGGUGGACCGCUUGUCCACUCCGCUGAACGAGGACGACUUCCGUCCGCCCCUCCCCGACCAGCUGGUCCCUGAUGCGGGGACCCCCAUGGAGCUCAACUUCCAGGCCCUGAAGGAGGCCAUCUCUCAGUUCAAGGCUGAUAAGGCUGCUCGGUCACAGAUGGCACCUCCAGAGGUGGAGGGGGAGGGACCAGACUCCCCACCAGGACCAAGGAUUCCUGGCCUGGGUACAGACUCACCGGGGGGUCUAGGGGACUCUGGAGUUAAUUUCCUCACCCCUGGUCCUGGUCUCACCCCUGGUCCUGGCCUCCUCACUCCUGCCCCUGGUCUCACCCCUGGUGCUGGUCUCCUCACUCCUGCCCCUGUCUCUCUCCUCUCCAGCCAGUCCCCUGCUGGAAUACACAAGAAAGUGGGACUGACUCCCACAUGGCAGGCCGAAGAAGCUACCCUCUCCUCCCUCCACUCUAAGCUGGGUCUGAGUGGAACUGGUGGUGCUGAGGUGACCAGUGACAUGUCUCUGUGUGGCUCCCAGGACAGACUGAACGCUUUCAGCAGCCACCGGGGUCCUAUAGCUGGCAUUGUCACUGAGGGCCACGGAGAGUCAGGAGCCACACCCAGCAACGCUAACGACCCCCACGGCCCUGAGCCUCCAAGGACCCAGGGGGAGAACACUAAACCCAGCCCAGUGGCAGGCAGCCUCCAGGGGGGAGGAGGAAUGACUGACGAGGCCCCUAGCAGCCCCCUCCCUGGUCCUCCUGGUCCCAGGGCAGCAGCCCCCCGGCAUGGUGGUGUUGGGGAUAACAUAGCGGCAGCUGCAGACAGACUGGCACAGGCAGCCAGACAGCAGCAGAGAAACGGCUUGUUACCCAUGCCUAAUACACUGUUCCUUAACAGCAACCUCAAUAUGCACAACCAUGGCAUGAGCGUAUUGCAACGGCCCAUGUUGAACAGGCUGGAAGGACCUGCAGGACUGGGAGGUAUCAGAGCAUUGAUGCCUAACGCCAUGGCAUGGGCUAGGAUGGGCCAGGCAGGGGGGCCCGAGUCCUGUCUAUGGGCCCUUCAGCACCAGAACAUGGGGCUGGGGGGCCACACCUUCCCUCCUCGACUGAUGGGGAACCCUCAUCACCCCUGGGGGGGUAACCAGACAGCUAACCAGGGGCGUGGGAAUGGCCCUUGGAAGCGGUGACGAACGGCCGUGUGAACAAACGAGGGUUGUGUUCAGUAGGUAUCAACCUGAAAACACUGAGUGAAACAGGGAGGAACUACCUGGAUGUUCAUUUUCGUUUUCUGUUGUGCCCCAAUGGAUAGAGCAGCCAGCACGACUACCUACUUCACGGAUAGUCCAAUCUGUUCUAUACAUUAACAUUUUUCUAACUGAACAAUUGUGUAAAAUUGCACCCUCCUGUCCCGAACAGGCCCCAGUAGUGAAUCUUUGUUUAUGAUCCGAAAGAAGCGCUUCAACAGACUUGACAUUAAAUAACUUUUUUUUUCUCCACCAGAUCAAUCAAUUUUAUUUUUCAAUCAAUUUUAUUUUAUAUAGCCCUUCUUACAU